AUGGCGGCCGUUGCUGCUCUCCGCAACAGGAUAAGAGAUGCAGAGCAGGUGGCGGCAACCCCGGAGACGUUUUUGCGCGCCGCCAACCUGCUGAUGGCCGCGGUCGUGAUACACUCCGGUUACGGCUUGUGUGCCAGCCUAAUCGGAUUGCGGGGGGACCUCGACAGGCCGCUCGCCAAGGACGAGCGCCGCGUCUCCAAGAUCGACGCCAGUGUUGACCGCGUUGACGCAAGUUUUGACGGCCUCGGCGCCGAGAUCGACGCCAAGCCGGACAAAAGGUUUGACCGCGUUGACGCCAAUUUUGACCGCCUUGGCGCCAAGAUCGACACCAGUUGUGGCCGCCUCAACGCCAAGAUCGACGCCAAGUUCGACGCCAGUUUUGACCGCCUCAGCGCCAAGAUCGACGCCAGUUUUGACCGCCUCAACGCCAGUUUUGACCGCCUUGACGCCAGUAUUGGCCGCCUCGGCGCCACGAGCAAUGCCAAGUUUGACGCCCUUGUGCAGCAGCAGCACGCGGCUUUCCACCCGC
Molecule: messenger RNA, 529 nt
Organism: Monoraphidium neglectum
Lineage: Eukaryota; Viridiplantae; Chlorophyta; Chlorophyceae; Sphaeropleales; Selenastraceae
Exons: 2
Source: RefSeq, a predicted model, not a curated record